AUGUCAUUCACAGCUGCACAAGCCACAGUUGGUGCUAAGAGUUGCAACAACAUCCACAACAACAUCAACAACGGCCACAACAAGGACAACUACAGCAACAACAUCAACAACAGCAGCAGCAGCAGCAGCAGCAGCAGCAACAACAACUGUGCCAACGACAACACCGACAACAACGACGGCAACGACGACAAGGACGACAAGGACAACAAUAACAACAACAGCAGCAACAGCAGCAGCAGCAGCAGCAGCAGCAGCAACAUCAACAGCAGCAAGAGCACCAACGGCACGAAUGGCAACGACGACGACAAGAACGACAAGGACGACAAGGGCAACUACGACGGCAACGACGACGACGACGACAACGACAACAAUAGCAACAGCAAGAACAACAAUAACAUCCACAACAACACCAACAACAUCCACAACAACAUCAACAACGGCCACAACAACCACAACUACAGCAACAACAUCAACAACAGCAGCAGCAGCAGCAGCAACAACAACUGUGCCAACGACAACACCGACAACAACGACACGAAUGGCAACGACGACGACAAGAACGACAAGGACGACAAGGGCAACUACGACGGAAACGACGACGACGACGACAACGACAACAAUAGCAACAGCAAGAACAACAAUAACAUCCACAACAACACCAACAACAUCCACAACAACAUCAACAACGACCACAACAACCACAACUACAGCAACAACAUCAACAACAGCAGCAGCAGCAGCAGCAGCAGCAGCAGCAACAACAACUGUGCCAACGACAACACCGACAACAACGACGGCAACGACGACAAGGACGACAAGGACAACAAUAACAACAACAGCAGCAACAGCAGCAGCAGCAACAUCAACAGCAGCAAGAGCACCAACGGCACUGACGGCAACGACGACGACAAGAACGACAAGGACGACAAGGGCGACUACGACGGCAACGACGACGACGACGACAACGACGACGACGACAAGCACUCUUCCAGACGCACCGUGCUCUGA
Messenger RNA from Closterium sp. NIES-65, 1008 nucleotides. Lineage: Eukaryota; Viridiplantae; Streptophyta; Zygnematophyceae; Desmidiales; Closteriaceae. The record is from the annotation of a GenBank genome assembly.